This is a messenger RNA of Glycine soja, 1177 nucleotides long. RefSeq lists its product as uncharacterized. Lineage: Eukaryota; Viridiplantae; Streptophyta; Magnoliopsida; Fabales; Fabaceae. The record is from RefSeq and is a predicted model, not a curated record. The transcript has a single exon. Bases 121 to 669 code for a protein of 182 amino acids.
UGCUGUGCAUCAAAACUCCCUUCACCAUAAGAACAAUUUCUUAGUUCUAACUCUCCCACCUGUUUUAGACAACCUUGUUCCAAUCCCUUCUUUCCAACCAAAAGUUCUUUGUUGGGAUUGAUGUCUCGUCUGAGGCUAGGAAAGAAGCUCCAACCUGCUAAGAAGGCUUGGAAGAGCUUCUUCAACAAAGUGCAAUCAAAAGUCCAAAAACUCAACAUUCCCAAAGCCAUCAAAGCCACCUUCAAACGCCUCCUUGCCUCCUUGCACUCCCUUCAUCACCUCAUACCCUCAAGAGCUCGUCAUCGUCGCUCUCUCGCUUCGAAUAAUUACCAUGUUCAUAGCAAGAAGAACAUAUCUGUCAUAAGCAUAGAUGAUCUCUUUACUGAGCCUGCUUCUUCUUCUUCUUCUUCUUCUUCUGUGAUGAAUGUGCAUGCACAUGCACAUCAUGGGGAAACAAGCAGAAGCAAAGAGGUGAAAAAGGAUUUGGCAGAAGGGAGCAGUGAUAUGAACACUAUAGAGGAUGCAUGGAAGGCUUUGGUUGCUAAGUCACCUCAACUGCAGGUAGAUCAGAAGGCAGAGGAAUUCAUUUCCAAGUUUCGUCAAGAUAUGAGGCUUCAGAAAGAGAGGUCUUUGCUUGAAUUUCAGGAGAUGCUAGCCCGAGGUUCCUGAAAUUUAUUUUUGUUAUUCAUAGUGACCUAUGGAGCAUGGUUGUUUGGAUUUUUCUUUUGAGGUAGUCAGUUGAAGUGGAUUUUGCCAAAAACUGUGGCAGGAUAUAUAUCUAUUCUUUAGGCUUUUCCUAAGGGAUUAUUUUCCCUCUUUACAUUGUUUUUAUUCUUCAUUCUCAUGUAUGCAUAUCUCAUCAAGUGUGUAUUAACAUGUAUCUGAUAACAUGUAGAAAGCUCAAUGUAGUUGCAGGACCUUCUUUCAAGUGUCAAAAGAUAAGGCUUUCCUUUCCCGUGUUAUCUGUAGCUAAAAAGGCCUAAAAAUUAGGACUAAGUGUUUGCUAAAAGGGGUCUUACUUUUUUGGUGGGAAAUUGUUUUCUAAAUAGAAAGGGGAAUUAGCAAUAACAAUUGUAGCGUUGAGCAGAAUUGGUGAUUAUCAAUUAUGUAAUUUUCAUUUUGUAAAUUUCUUGAGUUAUGCCCAAGAAGAAAAUAUUAUUGAUUUCUUGGUCUUAAA